GUGUCCACACUUAGCCACUGCCCCUUACCCCUGCGCCUCACUGGGCGCCAAGACUGCAGGUGGCUGGCCACCUGUCUUUCGCCGCAGCGGAGCCGAGGCUGCACCUGUGUAAAAGCCCGACAGGCAGGAUGGGCGACAUGGCCAACAGCUCCAUCGAGUUCCCCCCGAAGCAGCAGCAGCAGCAGCGGGAUGCCCCCCAGGCAGGUGGCUUCGGGUGCACGCUGGCAGAGCUGCGCGCCCUCAUGGAGCUCCGAGGGGCCGAGGCACUGCAAAAGAUCCAGGAAGCCUACGGGGACAUCGGCGGGCUCUGCCGGAGGCUGAAGACUUCACCCACCGAGGGCCUGGCGGACAACACCAAUGACUUGGAGAAGCGCAGGCAGAUCUACGGACAGAACUUCAUCCCCCCCAAGCAACCCAAGACCUUCCUGCAGCUGGUGUGGGAGGCCCUGCAGGACGUGACCCUCAUCAUCCUGGAGGUGGCUGCCAUUGUGUCCCUGGGCCUCUCCUUCUAUGCACCGCCUGGAGAAGAGAGUGAAGCCUGCGGGAAUGUGUCUGGUGGGGCGGAAGACGAGGGUGAAGCAGAGGCCGGCUGGAUCGAGGGGGCUGCCAUCUUGCUGUCUGUCAUCUGCGUGGUGCUGGUCACAGCCUUCAAUGACUGGAGCAAGGAGAAGCAGUUUCGAGGCCUGCAGAGUCGAAUUGAGCAAGAGCAGAAGUUCACAGUCAUCCGGAAUGGGCAGCUCCUCCAGGUUCCUGUGGCAGCCCUGGUCGUAGGGGAUAUCGCCCAGGUCAAGUAUGGAGACCUGCUGCCUGCUGAUGGUGUGCUCAUCCAGGGCAAUGACCUCAAGAUCGAUGAAAGCUCCCUGACAGGCGAGUCCGACCACGUGCGCAAGUCAGCUGACAAAGAUCCCAUGCUGCUGUCAGGCACUCACGUCAUGGAAGGUUCGGGAAGAAUGGUGGUGACAGCUGUUGGUGUGAACUCCCAGACAGGCAUCAUCUUCACCUUGCUGGGAGCUGGCGGAGAGGAGGAGGAAAAGAAGGAUAAGAAAGGCAAGCAGCAGGAUGGGGCGAUGGACAGUAGCCAGACCAGAGCCAAGAAGCAGGAUGGGGCGGUCGCCAUGGAAAUGCAGCCCCUGAAGAGCGCAGAAGGCGGGGAGAUGGAGGAGAGGGAGAAGAAGAAAGCCAGCGUGCCCAAGAAGGAGAAGUCGGUCCUGCAGGGCAAGCUCACGAAGCUGGCUGUGCAGAUUGGGAAAGCAGGGCUGGUGAUGUCCGCCAUCACCGUCAUCAUCCUGGUCCUCUACUUUGUCAUCGAGGCCUUUGUUGUGGAUGGCCGGGUGUGGCUGGCAGAGUGCACGCCAGUCUAUGUGCAGUACUUUGUGAAGUUCUUCAUCAUCGGCGUCACUGUGCUGGUUGUGGCCGUCCCCGAGGGCCUGCCUCUUGCUGUCACCAUCUCCUUGGCUUACUCUGUGAAGAAAAUGAUGAAGGACAACAACCUGGUCCGCCACCUGGAUGCCUGCGAGACCAUGGGCAAUGCCACAGCCAUCUGUUCAGACAAGACGGGCACGCUCACCACCAACCGCAUGACUGUGGUCCAGUCCUACCUAGGAGACACCCACUACAAGGAGAUUCCAGCCCCCAGCGCCCUGACCCCCAAGAUCCUUGACCUCCUGGUCCACGCCAUCUCCAUCAACAGUGCCUACACCACCAAAAUACUACCUCCAGAAAAGGAAGGCGCCCUCCCACGCCAAGUGGGCAACAAGACUGAGUGCGCUCUGCUGGGCUUCGUGCUCGACCUGAAGCGGGACUUCCAGCCUGUGCGGGAGCAGAUUCCGGAAGAGAAGCUUUACAAAGUGUACACCUUCAACUCGGUCCGCAAGUCCAUGAGCACGGUCAUCCGCAUGCCCGACGGUGGCUUCCGCCUCUUCAGCAAGGGGGCCUCGGAGAUCCUGCUCAAAAAGUGCACCAACAUCCUAAACAGCAACGGGGAACUCCGGAGCUUCCGUCCACGGGACCGGGAUGACAUGGUGAAGAAGGUCAUCGAGCCAAUGGCUUGUGAUGGCCUGCGCACCAUCUGCAUGGCCUACCGAGACUUCUCUACAGGCCAGGAGCCCGACUGGGACAACGAGAAUGAGGUGGUGGGUGACCUCACCUGCAUAGCUGUCGUGGGCAUCGAGGACCCUGUGCGGCCUGAGGUCCCUGAAGCUAUCCGAAAAUGUCAGCGUGCUGGCAUCACGGUCCGCAUGGUGACCGGAGACAACAUCAACACGGCCCGGGCCAUUGCAGCCAAGUGUGGCAUCAUCCAGCCUGGGGAAGACUUCCUAUGCUUGGAGGGGAAGGAGUUCAACCGGAGGAUCCGCAACGAGAAAGGAGAGAUAGAGCAGGAGCGACUGGACAAGGUGUGGCCCAAGCUGAGGGUGCUGGCCCGGUCGUCUCCCACCGACAAGCACACUCUGGUCAAAGGAAUUAUUGACAGCACCACGGGUGAGCAGCGGCAGGUGGUGGCAGUGACUGGGGAUGGCACCAAUGAUGGGCCAGCCCUCAAGAAGGCGGAUGUGGGCUUUGCCAUGGGCAUUGCGGGGACUGACGUGGCCAAGGAGGCCUCCGACAUCAUCUUGACAGAUGACAACUUCACCAGCAUCGUCAAGGCGGUCAUGUGGGGCCGAAACGUCUACGACAGCAUCUCCAAGUUCCUGCAGUUCCAGUUGACAGUCAACGUGGUGGCUGUGAUCGUGGCCUUCACAGGCGCCUGCAUUACUCAGGACUCCCCUCUCAAAGCCGUGCAGAUGUUGUGGGUGAACCUGAUCAUGGACACCUUCGCCUCUCUGGCCCUGGCGACAGAGCCCCCCACAGAGUCACUGCUGCUUCGGAAGCCAUAUGGCCGCGACAAGCCCCUCAUCUCACGCACCAUGAUGAAGAACAUCCUGGGCCAUGCGGUCUACCAGCUCACCAUCAUCUUCACGCUGCUCUUUGUCGGGGAGCUCUUCUUUGACAUCGACAGCGGGAGGGAUGCGCCACUGCACUCGCCGCCCUCUGAGCACUACACCAUCAUCUUCAACACCUUCGUCAUGAUGCAGCUCUUCAACGAGAUCAACGCCCGCAAAAUCCAUGGCGAGCGCAACGUCUUCGACGGCAUCGUCAGCAACCCCAUCUUCUGCACCAUUGUGCUAGGCACCUUUGCCAUUCAGAUCAUUAUCGUCCAGUUCGGCGGGAAGCCCUUCAGCUGUUCCCCACUGUCCACGGAACAGUGGCUGUGGUGCCUGUUCGUCGGCAUUGGAGAGCUGGUCUGGGGACAGGUCAUUGCCACCAUCCCCACCAGCCAGCUCAAGUGCCUGAAGGAGGCAGGCCAUGGGCCGGGCAAGGACGAGAUGACCGACGAGGAGCUGGCAGAGGGGGAGGAGGAGAUUGACCACGCCGAGCGCGAGCUGCGCAGGGGCCAGAUCCUCUGGUUCCGCGGCCUCAACCGGAUCCAGACGCAGAUGGAGGUAGUGAGUACCUUCAAGAGAAGCGGGUCAUUUCAGGGUGCUGUGCGCCGGCGGUCUUCGGUCCUCAGCCAGCUCCAUGACGUAACCAAUCUUUCUACCCCUACUCACAUCCGGGUGGUGAAAGCAUUCCGUAGCUCACUCUAUGAAGGCCUGGAGAAACCGGAAUCCAAGAGCUCCAUCCAUAACUUCAUGGCAACGCCUGAGUUUCUGAUCAACGACUAUACCCACAACAUCCCGCUCAUCGAUGACACGGACGUGGACGAGAACGAGGAGCGCCUGCGGGCCGCCCCGCCUCCGUCCCCCAACCAGAACAACAACGCCAUAGACAGCGGCAUCUACCUGACCACGCAUGCCACCAAGUCAGCUACCUCUUCCGCCUUCUCUUCCAGGCCCGGGAGCCCACUCCACAGCAUGGAGACAUCGCUCUAACCAGGACUCCUCCUGGUACACGCACAUUCGGACUCACACGGUUAUACACACACAUACACACACAGGGCAGCCCACACACCUGCCGAAGAGGGAGACCACUACAGCGGCUGAAGACUUUUCCUGGCAUGGCAUUUGCAAGAAGCCAAAUCCAUCAAAUAAGAGUGCAGCCGGUCCGUCUUCUCAUCCCCAACAGAGGAGGAAGACCAGCAGGGCAGGGGGCGGGGGGUGACGGGGAAGAAGAGGAAGAAAGUCAGUGGUGAGGAGGCCUGCGCUCCCUGCCCUUUACCUAUAGACACGUCUUUUUUUAAUGAGCACGAGCAUGGCAGUUACAUGGAGUGUGCACCGUUUGUGCUGUGCAGUGGGCGGGGCAGCUCAGGCUUGUUGGGCGCUGUUAGCCCCAAGAAGGCGCAAUCACGCUUAACACACAGGCAUCAGGAAUAGGCAGGCCCUCCUCAGGGUCCUGGAGGGUGGCACUGCCCAUACGGGCCACCAGAGGGAGCCACCUGCAAAUGUACCCUCAACCACCAACCAGACCACAGUGCGUGUGUGCGUGUGUGCACGUGUGUGUGUGUGUGUGUGUGUUUAUAUGCAUAUACACACACACAUAUAUAUAUAUAUAUACACAACAAGAUGUGUAGUCCAAGAAUAAGGAGCUAUUUAUUGGCAUGAUAUUUCCAUUCCUCUUAGUGGGUAUUUUCCUUUUGAGAGUUCAUUACUGAAUAUAGCGAGGUUUGUUCAGGGCCACGGACUGCAAGGACAUUUUCCUCCCUAGCCCCGUGCCCCUCAGGACCCACUGCGCCACUGCUGCCUAUGGCCCAGCCCUGACGAGAUGCCCAAGGAGGAGGGUCGGGAGGGUUGCCCGAGGCCUGGAGGCCUUACGACGGGAACAUUUGCACUUCGAGCCCCUGCAUAGAGGAGAAAAAUCUUGCCAUGGAAUUGUCACUGAAAGGUAAAACACCAGUCUUGAUGAGGAUGGCACCGUCCCAUCGACGCUUCGACUGCAAGCCCCACAUUCUGGCUGACACAGAAAGCUGCCAACACCCCAACCUGGAGAGUGUGAAGCGCCCUGUGGCCACACUCACCCCGUCUGACACAAGGGGUGGGGGUGCAGACCCCACUGGCGGCCUGCGGAGCAGAGCUGGCCUGCCCCAUGCCAGGAGCCCGCCUAGGAAGAGGAGUCGUCGAGGCCCGGGAGGCUGCCUGGAGCACAAUCCAGACUCUACCCCUCUUGGCACCCUGGCUGGACUUGCCCUUAAUGUUUUGGCAAUGCCAGGAAGCAGUGACUCGGCCACCCUGGUGUCUGCUGCAGCCUAGGCAGUGCCACCCACCAGAGAUCGCUUCCAAGCCUGGUCUUCUUAUCCGGUGGACAAAUGUGAGCUGCGAAGGCAUGGCCCUGAGUCUGUGCCACUUCUGGCAGCAGCAGAGCAGCCAAGCCUCGUGGGACAAUGGCAUUCCAUUGUUGUCAUGGUCACUCUUACCACACCAGGGGCUCCUCUAGGCCCACUGUGGCUGAGUACGGUGCAGCAGGGCUCAGGCCCAUCCAGGCACCUCUCCUGGCAGUGUGGGCACCCAGUAUGCCAAGCCUCAGUUUCCACAGGAUGAGUGAUAACCUGAGGAAAAGGCAGGGAAGGCAGAGGUAGAGGGACCGGUCUGCUGCCCCCCUGUCCUCCAGGCAACAGGCCUCUUCCCCAUAGAUUGCCAAGCCUCCCCUCUGCCCCCAGGUCUGCUGCAGUGACACUGGUGAAAUGGGCAGCACUUUGCCCAUGAGGUUCCCUGACCUUGUAAGCUCACAGCUGUCACGCUUUGCAGGGCUGGGGCUCAGCUGCAGAUUGGUACCCUCAGAAGCUGGGCCUGUCACCCCACACGCACCCUGCAUCGCCUCCCUAACAUCUGCCCAAAGCCAAACAGAGAUGUCCUCAGUGGCCACCAUUCACAUGAAAGUCGUGUCACCCCUGAGCAGCUGUAGUCAAAUCUCGGGCAAAAGAAUUUCGGUUCGAAUGAAAAUCCCACAUUAAAAUGCCAGCCACAGAUAACUUAAAGCCAUCCCUUUUUUCUAAAGGGCACAUUGAGAAUGUUACCCAUUUGUAAAUUGUCCCCUGAUGUCCUUGUUUAAACCACCACAACCUGAAGGGCAACUCAGUUUCCGGAGGGUCUUUGUGUUCUGAAUCAUGUGUCGGUCAAGGAGGGUCAGCUGCGGAUGGCUGUGCCCUGGGCUUCUUCUCAUUCUCUGUUGUAGACAUCGAUAGAGCAAACCCUCACCAUCACUGCGUCCUGUCACCCAGUGCAAAUGUUGCCUGUGUGGUCCUUAGGGUGCCUUUGAGCUGGGCCGUGGGGUACACAGAAGGGGCACGGUGGACUUGUGAUCUUUCACUCUGGUUCCUGUACAGUCUUCAGGCUGAGGGACUGUCUCAUCCGGAGGCCCCUCUUUCUAAGCAUUAUAUUAUCCGGAAUGGCUUGGUCAACUGUGUUCAGUUAAUAAAUAUGUUUUACAUUUUUAUCUGCCUGUUAUAAAGAUGAACAAAAAAUAUCUUAAUGAGGAAGACCACAGAUACUUACUAAUUUAAAGUCUGUAGUUGAAUUUCCUAAUUUAAACAAUAGACCAAAAUUUCUGUGUAUAAAAAAAAAAUGAA
Messenger RNA from Fukomys damarensis (Damara mole-rat), 6538 nucleotides. RefSeq names its product ATPase plasma membrane Ca2+ transporting 3 (gene Atp2b3). Gene Ontology annotation, molecular function: ATP hydrolysis activity; P-type calcium transporter activity; ATP binding. The transcript has 21 exons. Lineage: Eukaryota; Metazoa; Chordata; Mammalia; Rodentia; Bathyergidae. The record is from RefSeq and is a predicted model, not a curated record. Gene Ontology annotation, cellular component: intracellular membrane-bounded organelle; membrane. Gene Ontology annotation, biological process: regulation of cytosolic calcium ion concentration; calcium ion transmembrane transport. The coding region runs from base 129 to 3908 and encodes 1259 amino acids.